CUUCAGUAUAGGUACAAACACUGUUGAAGUCAGUUUACCUAAAUAUUUAUUAUUUUUUAGUUUAUGUGAGUUAUGCGUAUAAUGUGAAUAGUAACAGUACACAGUAAAAAUGACGGUCCCGCAGCUAGAAGAAGAACUAGAAAACCUCACAGCGUUGGCAGUAGUUGAUGAUUCGAAUUCUGCCGAGAAGCCAAAUUUGAAAGGAGAUUGGUUGAAUUUUUUCCUAUUGCUGUUGCUGUACACGAUGCAAGGGAUACCAUUAGGCAUAGCGGCGGCAAUGCCAAUAAUUUUGCAAAGCAACAAAAAUGUGUCUUACAAAGAUCAAGCUCUAUUCAGUUUUGUUGAUUGGCUCGUAUAGCUUAAAACUGAUAUGGGCUCCUUUGGUAGACGCAUUAUACGUACAAAAAAUGGGAAGACGAAAAUCAUGGCUCAUACCGGUUCAAUAUUCGAUUGGUGUAUAUUUCAUUUAUAUGGCCAGCAAUAUUGAUGAAUGGUUGCCGGAAACGCGUAGACCCGACAUAAUAAAAUUGGUAUCAGUAUUUUUCUUCAUGAAAACGUUGGUUGCCACGUUAGACAUAGUCGUCGACGGUUGGUCACUGACAAUGCUCAAGAAGAAUAACGUAGGCUAUGCAGCUACAUGUAAUGUGAGUGGUCUAGUGAUAGGCAUGAUUAUAAGUUAUGUUUGUUCCGUCUUAUUGACGUCAGAAGACUUUAGCAACAAGUACUUAAGAUUCAGUCCAAAUGUGGGAGGAGUAAUCACUAUGAAAAGUUUAUUUUAUGUCUUCGGUAUACUUUUUAUAUUAAUAACUACAUUGAUUGCAAUUUUUAAAAAUGAAAAAGAUAACAAAUUAGAGGAAGACCACGUAAAACUCAGCAUUGUUCAAAACUAUUCACUACUAUGGGACAUUUUAAAACUACCUAGUAUUCAAAUAUUGGCAUUAACAUUACUGACAGCAAAGAUUGGAUUUGCUGCGACUGACAGUCUGGCGAUUUUAAAACUCAUUGAUGCGGGAGUACCAAAGGAAAACAUUAUGGUUAUUCACACAACAAUUUUAGUUUUAAAAAUUAUUGUGCCACUUGUUAUAGCAAAAUACACUUCUGGUCUAAAACCUCUGAACAUAUACCUAACAGCAACACCCAUCAGAUUGCUUUGGAAUAUAUUAUUUUUGGUGUUCAUUUAUUAUACACCGAAAUUGAUAACAAUGAAUGGAUCUGUUAAUAUUCCAAUAUAUUACUAUGCACUUUUAGUAUUAAUAUUAUCAAUACACAAUAUUUUACCUAACAUUAUGGGUGUGUCUACAUUAGCUUUUAUUUCCCGAAUAAGUGAUCCACGUUUUGGUGGUACCUACGUGACAUUAUUGAAUACACUUUCAAAUUUGGGAAAAGCAUGGUCGAAUACGGUCGCUAUUGGAAUGGUAGAUUUCCUAACUUUUAAACAAUGUUCUUCAUAUCAACAAAAUAAUUGUUCAACAGCAGAUCUAAAAAAUAUGUGUAAAACAAAUGGAGGGGAUUGUGUUGUUAUAUUGAACGGUUUUUACGUAGAAACGGCUAUGUGUACCAUAAUCGGAAUUGUUUGGUUUUGUAUUUUCAGAAUUAUCCUUCAAAAUUUUCAAAUUAAGGGACGUUCUCAAUGGUUGGUCAAUAUUAAAAGACCUUCUUCUGAGUAAUAUCAAAUAAUAAUUGUUGAAUAAAUAUUGAUCAAUACCUAUUUAGCCAUGAAGAUUAACAUUUCAGAGACCUAAAUAUAUCUAUUGUAAUUAAUUUAUUAUUUUGGUAAUGUAUAUUUUAGUAUUAUAACUAUAUAUUAGAUUCUCUAUUCUGACUUUAAACUAUAAUCUUAUAGUAAUCUGUAUAGCACUAGUGUAUACCUUAUAUAUAUUAUAUAUCAUAUUAGCAUCAGUCAAAAUUAAUAAAAUUCAGAUCUAGAAUAAUAUUCUAUAUGCAUAUUUUUACUAUAAUUUUCCUGUUCUACAAAUAUUUAUAAUAGACCAAUAGAUAAUAAAAGUUCACAUAUUAUAUUUAAUAUUAAAAAUUGUUUUAACUGUAAAAUAAUAUAUUUUUUAAAAUCUAUAAGCAGGUUCUUUGUAUUUUAUAUCAAACAAAGUGGGUAAGUGAUAUUGUUUUGUGAUUUAUAGUGUUUAUAAUGUAAUAUAUCGUUUAAAAUUA
Molecule: messenger RNA, 2166 nt
Organism: Acyrthosiphon pisum (pea aphid)
Lineage: Eukaryota; Metazoa; Arthropoda; Insecta; Hemiptera; Aphididae
Product: acetyl-coenzyme A transporter 1-like
Exons: 9
Coding region: 306-1667 (453 amino acids)
Biological process (GO): acetyl-CoA transmembrane transport
Cellular component (GO): membrane
Molecular function (GO): acetyl-CoA transmembrane transporter activity
Source: RefSeq, a predicted model, not a curated record